AUGCACUCUCCAGGGAAAAAAAAAACCUAUCUAGCAAUACACACACCAAACGAGCAUGUGCAGCUUGCUCCCAACCCUCUAUCCUAUCAGCAGAUGGACUUGGGACAUUAAAAGGAGGAGAGGAUCAGAGAAGACAGGAUCAAACAUCCUUUUUACACAAUGCAGAGGAUUAACUCCUUAGGUUCCACAGUGAGUAUAACAAGCAUGCUUUUACUGCCAGGGGCGGACUGACCAUUUGGAAACUCUGGCACUGCCCGAGGGCCCGGGGUCAGUAGGGGGCCCC
Molecule: messenger RNA, 283 nt
Organism: Staurois parvus
Lineage: Eukaryota; Metazoa; Chordata; Amphibia; Anura; Ranidae
Source: the annotation of a GenBank genome assembly